UAAGGGAAGCAACUCUUCUGCCUGUUCAUUGCCCCGAAGGCAUUUUCCAUUUCAUGGGCCCUCCCGCUCCCUAUUCCUCACCCUCUGCCCCUCAGUUUCAGCUCUGGCCCCUCAGGGAGCGUCCCUGGCCUCAGGGCUGACAGCAUUUGGGGGCACGGGGUCUUGUUCUCUGCUCUCUAGCCCAUCUGUGCGCAGAGCCUCGUUCCCGGGCUCCCGGAGCCCGGCGGGCAUUGACGUCAAACGGCAGCGGAGCGCUGCCUACAGACGGCUGACCCGGGCCCUCCUCCACACCCCCGUCCUUCCUCGCCCCCUCCCUCUUCCCUGCACCCGGUUCAGGCGGCUAUAAGAAGCGGGAGAGCGCGGUGCCCGAGCAGCAUCCAGGUCCAGCACCAUGGAGAGCUCCCGCCUGCGGCUGCUGCCCCUCCUGGGCGCCGCCCUGCUGUUACUGCUACCUUUGCUGGGUGCCGGUGCCCAGGAGGAUGCCGAGCUGCAGCCCCGAGCCCUGGACAUCUACUCUGCGGUGGAGGAUGCGUCCCAUGAGAAAGAGCUGCCAAGGCGGCAACUUCGGGCUCCCGGCGCUGUGUUGCAGAUUGAAGCGCUGCAGGAAGUCCUGAAGAAGCUCAAGAGUAAACGCAUUCCGAUCUACGAGAAGAAGUACGGCCAAGUCCCCAUGUGUGAUGCCGGAGAGCAGUGCGCAGUGCGGAAAGGCGCCCGGAUCGGGAAGCUGUGUGACUGUCCCCGAGGAACUUCCUGCAAUUCCUUCCUCUUAAAGUGCUUGUGAAGGGCCGACAGCCUCCACCUUAAGUUCCCAUAUUCCCUCUUCUCCCCAGAGGAGCACUCCUUUAUCCCUGGAGCCUGGCUUUAGCAACAAUAAAGUUUGCAUUCCCCUCCGAGGGUGAAUGGGCUCUUUCCCUGCUGUUUCAAAAUAAAAGAACACGUUUGACGUUACUGUGUGAAGGUGAAUGCCUUGCAUGGUGUUGGUGUGUGUGCGCAAAGUAUUCUUUUCUCCUUGUAUUCAUCUGACACAUUCUUGUGAACCUUUCUGGGAAGAAGAGGAACUUUGCUUUAAAGCUGUAUUUUUGUAUGUGGCGUGUCAGAAUGAAAAUUAGAUCUAGUUAAUUUUGGUAGAUGACAUCACAACCUGGAAAAUAAAUUACCCUAAGCAACGCAAAUUGACGCAUGUACAAAUUAUACAUAAUAAAGCCUUUUUAAUAAUUGC
Molecule: messenger RNA, 1219 nt
Organism: Onychomys torridus (southern grasshopper mouse)
Lineage: Eukaryota; Metazoa; Chordata; Mammalia; Rodentia; Cricetidae
Gene: Cartpt
Product: CART prepropeptide
Exons: 3
Coding region: 392-781 (129 amino acids)
Biological process (GO): cellular response to starvation; adult feeding behavior; G protein-coupled receptor signaling pathway
Molecular function (GO): neuropeptide hormone activity
Source: RefSeq, a predicted model, not a curated record